Molecule: messenger RNA, 1767 nt
Organism: Ilyonectria robusta
Lineage: Eukaryota; Fungi; Ascomycota; Sordariomycetes; Hypocreales; Nectriaceae
Exons: 6
Coding region: 1-1767 (588 amino acids)
Biological process (GO): regulation of DNA-templated transcription; DNA-templated transcription
Molecular function (GO): DNA-binding transcription factor activity, RNA polymerase II-specific; zinc ion binding; DNA binding
Source: RefSeq, a predicted model, not a curated record
AUGAGCACAAACGCCAAAGGCCGUCGGCUGCCGUCCAGUUGCGUCAAUUGCAGACGCCGCAAGAUCAGAUGUGACAAACCAACAUCAAGAGCCUGUGGGAGAUGUGAGCGCCUAGGCUUAGAUUGUGCCGUGACUUGCGAGGUUGUUGCUCGACCUUACUACCACACGUCGAAAGAGCGGUUCGAACUCAUGGCAACAAUCGUUCAGCACUUUUCACCAGCCACCUCAUUAGAAGUAGAAGACCUUCGACAAUGUGUCUCUACUCUGAAAAGUGCACCGAGCGGCUCGUGGUGUCCCAGUCCUACGCAGGAAGGCUCGCCGCCAUCUUCGGUUGCUCAAUCUACAACCAUUGAAGCCCUGCAGACCAUCAGUGCGGCCAAUGACACAUCGCCCUCUGCGUCUGAAGGCAGCCUCGACGGUGUAUUUAUAUCAGAUGCAACAUGUCAGCGUCGUUUCGAUGGUGCUUCAAGUUACACCGUCUUACAACACAAGGUCAGCUCAUGCAUCGAAGAAAGGUUCCCUCGACUAGCAUUGCUACAGCGAGAGCAUACGCUUGACCUGCGCGACGGUGAACCACUCUGGAGUGUUCCAGCCAUCGCACUCCCUGAUAAAAGAACUUGCGAACAGUGUGGUGUAACAUUCUUUAGCCACAUUAAUAGUGUGGUCUUUAUUCUCAGUCCUGAAAAGUUCUUCAACGCUGUUGAGAUGGCAUACAGUGGGAGAGAUACAACAUCAUCUGUCCAGGCCAUCAUUCAUCUUAUCGUGGCUCUUAUAAAUGGCUCAUCGGAGAAUUUUGAGUUUGCUCGCAUGCAGAUGGAAGGUGUGAUCGAAGAGGGCAGCCUUGAGAGUGUCCAAGCUCUCAUGUUAAUGGCUUUGUACCGACAGAAGCACAAUCAACGGCACACCUCCUGGGUUGUUCUAGGCAGUGCAGUCAGGAUUGCUCAGUCGCUCGGCAUGCACAUCAAGACAGAUGACGAGAGCCUGAUGUUGAAAGAACAAAAGACACGACUGUGGUGGUCGUUGUACGAAUUGGACCAGUGGAGCUCAUGUAUUCUUGGGCAAUCUUCUGACCUGUCUAUGGACGCUAAGGGUGUCCCAUCUCCCUCGGAUAGUCUCACUGCGGGCAACACAUCUCCGCCCAUGUACGCAUCAACUUCAGCACGCUUGGCACAGUUCCUCUCUACGGCAAUGAGUUGCAUUUUCCUAAACCAGCAGCGUAGAGAGCAGGAUACGGACAGUCUAAUCCAGGAUCUGGAGGCCUGGUGGGCAAGCGUACCGGAACACUUGACCAAAGUAACAAUGUCGGAUUCAUUUGCACGAGCAACGCUCUACCUUCGACUAAGGUAUCAUUAUAUCUUCGUCUUGGUAACUCAGCAUUUUCUACUCAACUCCAAUAUCGAGAACCAUACAACCAGCUACUAUGUCAAGGUUUGUGAGGACAACAACGACGUUGUCAUUACAACACUUCUGGAUAUGCAGGCGAGAAAUCUUCUCACGGACUCGUUGUGGUUCGAUUCCCAUCACAUUCUCUCAACAUCCCUCAUCCUGCUUCUGCGAAUUAUGAAGCGCCCAUUAUCUACUGAUCUCCAAGACAAAGUCAAAAGCAUGCAGGGUCUUUUACAAUCAUCUUCAGGGAAGAUACAGGUCUAUGCGAACGAGUGUUUCAACCAAGUCCUUAAAGAUAUUUCCACGAGCAAAAAUAACUCAAGUCACAUUUCUGAGUUGACAUUUAACUCGGCACUGUGUGAUUUCAAUUUAUGGGAAUAA